Messenger RNA from Gloeophyllum trabeum ATCC 11539, 840 nucleotides. RefSeq lists its product as uncharacterized. The transcript has 3 exons. Lineage: Eukaryota; Fungi; Basidiomycota; Agaricomycetes; Gloeophyllales; Gloeophyllaceae. The coding region runs from base 1 to 840 and encodes 279 amino acids. The record is from RefSeq and is a predicted model, not a curated record.
AUGACCUUAGUCGGCUCUGUACUGGGAGUCUGGCUGUCUCUUUGGGCCUGCAUCUGUUCGUGUCUAGGGCUGGCUGAAGAGGUUAACGAUCACCCCUCUGAGUUGGCCAAUGUCUCUUCUGCAGGGCCGAACCCAAGCAAGUACACCACCACCAACCUGAGGGUCACUCAAGGCUCAUUCCCGUGGCGAUCCGCAGUAACCGCAGACCACUCUUAUGCUGCAGAGGAGAGCACGAUAUCCAGUGUUUGGAAUGCACGUCGACCUUCAUAUGGUCAUUGCCGCGGGGACACCCGGCGUUCAACCUCGGACAGUGCCAGUAGAUGGUUGCCCGAGCUAUCCGUGUCUUCGCAUGGAUCUACUGCUCCUUCCAUCCCGUUCUCUCUGGCAAUUCGUGAUUCUUCUCCUCCUUCAACCGCACACCGCAGCGGUGCCGAAGAUGGCCUAGAUUACUCUCAGUUGGGCGCCCUUGCUCAACGCCGUGGUUUCAAAGGUUCCCCGAUCAUCAUCGAGCCGAAGGACUGGAAGUCAUCUACAGCUUCAAACGAUUCCUACUCCGAACCUGGAUCGCUUCUCACUUCUAAGAGUUUGAAGGCUAAGUUCGGUAACCUGUUGCGGCCCCUGCCGUCUCCCCUGCCUACUACGCCUUUGUCAUCGCUCUUCUUGCCCAUAUCGGACUCCAUACAGAACAGCCAUUGGGAUUCGGACCCUUUCAGUAUGCACGGAGAAUCCUACUUCGCCCCGAAUACUUCUAUCGACUCUCCAAAUGAGUCUCGAUUGGCCAUCUCUUCCGGCCAAGCAAAUUCGGCAGGGCAAACUUCCUGUACCGUCGAGGCAGCAUGA